This is a messenger RNA of Parathielavia appendiculata, 585 nucleotides long. RefSeq lists its product as uncharacterized. The record is from RefSeq and is a predicted model, not a curated record. Lineage: Eukaryota; Fungi; Ascomycota; Sordariomycetes; Sordariales; Chaetomiaceae. The transcript is spliced from 2 exons. The coding region runs from base 1 to 585 and encodes 194 amino acids.
AUGGCCACCCAGAACAAGCGUAUUGCGAAGGAGUUCAGCGACUGCACCUCCUCCCCGCCGGCAGGCAUCAAAGUGACGCUAGCCGACGACUCGGACCUCCACAAAUGGCACGUCGUCCUCGAAGGACCCGACAACUCCCCCUACACAGGCGGCAAGUUCGGGGUCGUCAUUAAGUUGCCCCUCGACUACCCGUUCCGCCCACCUGUCGUCACCUUCGCGACGCGCAUCUACCACCCCAACAUCACCAACGACGACCAGGGCAACAUCUGCCUGGACCUGCUCAAGAACGAGAACUGGAAGCCUUCGACUAAGAUCCACGGCAUCCUCGAGGCCGUCCGCAACUUGCUGGCCGAGCCGCUCCCCGACGACCCGCUCGAGGCGCGCAUCGCGGACGAGUACCGCAGCGACAGGAAGGAGUUUGACAAGAACGCGAAGGCGUACGUGCAGCGGUACGCCAAGGGCCCCCUCAAGUUCACAACGCCCGGGUCAUCAUCCGAGGGGACAUCGGAGAAGAAGGGCGGCGCAGCAGCGGUAGGGGCGCCGGGGCCGGGGCCUUCGUCUUCUUCCUCUGGCGGUGGGGCGUAG